Messenger RNA from Cajanus cajan (pigeon pea), 4501 nucleotides. RefSeq lists its product as uncharacterized. Gene Ontology annotation, biological process: cortical microtubule organization. The record is from RefSeq and is a predicted model, not a curated record. Gene Ontology annotation, cellular component: cortical microtubule. Lineage: Eukaryota; Viridiplantae; Streptophyta; Magnoliopsida; Fabales; Fabaceae.
AAAGAUUAAAAAAACUAAGAAAAAAGGGGGAGAGAAAGAAAUUGGAUGCUUGCUGUUGAGGGAAGCAGCAAAAUCCAAGGACAACAAAGGUUUUGGGUAUUAUUCUUUCCACUCUAUAAUUGUUAGUGUUUUUUAAUAGGCAGAGGAAAAGAAUUUGUGAGGAGAGAGAAUAACGGAACAAAAUUUUCAUUUUAUUUUAAUUUGAUUGCGUUUGUUGCAACCGUUGGAUCACUCUAGUUUUCGAUCUGUACUUUGGUCGCUCGGACAUAGCCAUGAAUGCUAUAGAUCCGAGUGUCUGAUACAACAUUCGUCGCAUUGUAAUUGGCAUUUAAGCUCUGUUUUAUCUUCCAACUUGGGAUCUUAAGCGCACUCUUCCACAUUCCACACUCUCUUUCAAGCAAUUUUUUGACUUGGGAAUUUGGUUUGAGCUUAAUUAUGGGUUGCUUGUUGGGGUGUAGAAGUUUUUUUGUUUUGGCUUGUGUGGAGAGGUUGGGGUGGUGACACUCGUGUGACACUGCAUUUGGUUGUGGAGAUGCCGCCUUCCCCGGCAUUGAGAUACUCUCCCGGGAGAGAGCCGAGAGCUGAUGGUCACAAGCGGGGGCGCAGUCUUGAAAGUGGAUUGCUUUUCCGGGAGAAGGAUGAUGAUCUUGCUUUGUUCAAUGAAAUGCAAACCAGAGAGAAGGAUAGUUUUUUGCUUCAGGCGUCUGAUGACUUGGAAGAAUCGUUCUCUACAAAGUUGAGACAUAUUUCUGAUGUCAAGCUUGGAAUCUCCAUUCCUGGUCGAGGAGAAACCAGUGACUUGCUUAAUGAUGGUGAAAAGAAUGAUUACGACUGGUUAUUGACACCCCCAGACACACCACUGUUUCCUUCGUUAGAUGAUGAGCCAUCAAUGACUAGUUUUGCAAGCAGAGGAAGGCCUCAGAGUAAACCCAUUUCCAUAUCAAGAUCCUCUACGAUGGAUAAAAGUUACCGAAGCAGUAGGGGUAGUGCAAGUCCAAAUCGUUUAAGUCCAUCCCCUCGAUCAGGAACUAAUACAUUGCAAUCAAGGGGAAGGCCUUCGUCGGUGCCAAAUUCCAGUCCAACCCCAAGUGUACGGUAUGCCACUCCAUCUAGAAGACCAUCUCCACCUCCAAGUAAGCCCAUGACACCUGCUUCCAAGUAUUCCACUUAUACUCCCCGAAGGAUGAGCACUGGCUCCAGUGGUUCUGUUGUCUCAUCAGGAGUUAGGGGAACUUCCCCAGUUAAAGGAGUUAGGGGAACUUCCCCAGUGAAGACAAAUCGUGGAAAUUCUACGUCACCAAAGAUAAGGGCAUGGCAAACUAAUAUUCCUGGCUUUUCUUCUGAAGCUCCUCCCAAUCUUCGUACUUCAUUGGCUGAUCGACCAGCAUCAUAUGUGAGGGGUUCAUCUCCUGCAUCCAGAAAUGGUAGGGACUCUACAUCCAAAGUCAGUAGGCAAUCAAUGUCUCCAACUGCUUCUAGGAGUAGUAGCUCUUUUCAUAGUCAUGAUCGAGACCAAUUGAGCUCACGCAGCAAAGGUUCUAUUGCAUCAUCCGGUGAUGAUGAUCUAGACUCUCUGCAAUCCAUGACAGCGGGUAGCUUAGACAGAUUGAGCUCAAGAAGGGGUGGUUCAUUUUCAACCAACAAAACUCCUGCUAUUUCCAAGAAAUCAGCCAGGAUUGUGUCCCCAAGUUCUGCUCCUAAAAGAUCAUUUGAUUCAGCUAUCCGGCAAAUGGAUAGAAAAACUCCUCAGAACAUGUUCAGGCCACUUUUAUCCAGUGUUCCGAGUACAACUUUUUAUGCUGGAAAAGCAAAUUCUGCACAUCGUUCCCUUGUAUCUAGGAAUUCAUCUGUUACAACAAGCAGCAAUGCAAGCUCUGAUCAAGGAACAACCUUUGCACUGGAUACUGAAGGGAGUGAGCAUAAUCAAGAUGAUAUGGCAAGUGAAGCUGAUAGGAUAUUAUAUCCUGAUAUACAUGAAGAAGUGUUUGCAUUUGAUAAGAUUGAUGCAUUAAAUGCAAAAAUUGAGCAAGAGAUUAAUAGGGAAUCAGUGGAUAUCCUGCAUAAUCAAACCAGAGACCCCAAGCCUGUAUUUAGUCUAAUUGAAUCUGAGGGUUCUAUUUCCCACAUUCAUAUUGACACUAGAGUCAAUGAAAGUUCAGAAAUUACACAUGUCAGAGGUGACAUUUCUGAAACUGGCAAUUUUGAAAAUACAGCACUCUGUUCUCAUUGUGGUUGUUCUUUUGAGGUCACUAGUCAAGCUGAGAAGAAUAUUGGGCUUUGUCCAGAAUGCAGCAGGAAAACCACAUUGUUGAGGGUCACCAUCCCUGAGACAACUUUGGCAGCAUCUGAAGACCCUUCAUUGAUUACAACAGACAUCCCUAAAGAAGAAAAAUCACUAUCUAAAACAAACCAACUAAUGGUUGCCAUUGCAUCUGAACUGCCUGAAGAGACAAAUGUGGGUGACUUGAGGUUUCCUGGUGAACAGGAUGCUGAGGAAAGUCAAACUUCAUGUAGUGAACUAAACCAGGAUCACUCACAAAACAGUUCUCUUCCAAAUUCAUUGGCGGAGGUAGGUAGGCAGACAUCUGACAACCGGCUAGAGAUGAACCAAUCUGGAGUUGAUUACAUGAAUCCUGAUAGUGAAUAUGGGGAUCAGCAUCACUGCAGUGAUCGCCCUAAUUUGAACAUGGACCCCCUGGAUGGCACUGGCAUUUCUGUAUUGCUGAAAAGGUCUAGCAGCAAUAAAGGACCUGUAUUUCAGGGCAGGACUUUUACUGCCACAACCAUAUCUUACGAUGAUCUUUCUCUUGCAAGAGACAGUAUUAACAGUUUUAGAAGCUUAAUGAGACCUGGUAGUUAUUCCGCUUCAUCAUCAAUUGAUCUCAGCUCAACUAGGCAAACAGAGUUUCGUGUGCAAAGGCAGCUGAGUGGCAGGAAGUUGGAUGUGGACUCUGGAUAUGACUUGAGGAUCAAGCCUCCAAGCACUGCUUCAUCUUUCUCUGGAGCUUCAAACCAUUCUCGCCAUGAUUUAGGUCUUAUAACUCGAGAGACUGUUGGCAGUACAGAAGGUGGCUUUGUAGAAGAGGUGCCCCGAGUUUUGCAAGAAAUCCAAGCUUUGGGAAAUACAGUGACAGACAUAAUCGAUGCUUCUUCCAUCAAUUUAGUUGUUGAGGAAGAUAAAUUUGAAUAUGAUGAUAGUAGUAGAGUAAAUAAUGCUUGCAGCUCAGAAUUUUUGAGUCAGGCUGCUGCUGUUCAGUCUGAUGACAAUUUAGUCACAUCAUUUCCAAAUCAUGGGGAUUGUAUUUCACAUGAAAUUGUUGAUGAUCAUCCAAAUAAUGCUGGGGAUGUCUCAGACACAGAAACAUCAGCUAAGGAUCCAGAGUUAUCUAGUCAUGAGAAACAUGAUGUGCAGUGUUUAAAUGUUAAUAACGAACUGGAUGCUUUGGUUACAACCAACUGUUCCACAAUUACAGAAUCAGAAAUAGAAGGGGAAAACUAUUGUGAGAAUAAAAGCAUCCUUGAUGACUUUCGGGAACCUUCUGCCCAAAAUCCUUCCAACGAUUGUCACGCUGCUUCUGUUUCAGAGUUCAAUGUCUCUGAGUCCCAUGGCAUUGAGGAAUCAACAGUUACAGUGGAGUGUCAAGGUGCACGCAGCACUAGAAGCCUGACAUUUGAAGAGGCAACAGAUACAAUCCUUUUUUGCAGUUCCAUCGUCCAUGAUCUUGCUUAUAAGGCUGCAACAAUAGCGAUGGAAAAGGAAUGUUCUGACCCAUUUGAACGUUCUGAACCAACAGUGACCUUAUUGGGGAAAGCCAAUUCUGACAGAAAGGAUAGUCGUGGCCGACCUCUCAGCAGGCGCACUUUGAAAUCCCAGAAGGCCAAGACCAAACAGAGGAGGGUGGAAACUGAUGUCAAAACCCCUUCUGGCAAGACUGAGAAUGAUGAAAAUAUUGAUGAGUCUUUCACACAAAAUGUUGGGCUUCCUAACAAGGUAGAUAGUAUGAGGCCCCAAAAGCUUGAAUCAAAGUGCAAUUGCAUCAUAAUGUGAGAGAUCAAUGUUCAGGUUGUGCUUACAAUUCCUGGCAGCAUUUCUGCAAUCCCUUUGGCACAUACAUGGGAUCUAAGCCAAGUGCUUGCACAUUUAUGGUUUUAGGUUGAAGGCUGUUUGGAAUAAUAAGUUAAUAACCAUUACCAAUUGGUUUGUGUUGGUUCCACUAUAUUUUGUAACACAUGCCACGUUGUGUUUGACAUAAUUGUAAAGUUAUUUUUUCUCCUCCUUAUUUUUGUUGGUAAGCCAUAAGUUAAGGCAUUUUGGAGGACUGUGAUGUGCCCCCUCCACUUGCUGCAUUCUUGCUUGUUAUUUUUAUCUCAAUUAAGUGAUCCAUUAAAGGAAGUGUGAUGUAGAAAAUCAUUCAUAUUCAUUACAUUGUUGCUAGUCAAUUCCUUUUCCUUUUGACUCGAGUGAGUGAACAAAUAUACACGUGCAGCACGUCAAUGAACA